AUGCCUUUCAACACAGCUUUGACGCGAAAGCUCGGUAUCCGAGUGCCCAUUGUGCAGGGUGGUAUGCAAUGGGUUGGCUACGCCGAGCUGGCCUCGGCCGUUAGCAACGCAGGCGGCCUCGGACUCCUCACUGCCCUCACCCAACCUACCCCCGAAGACCUCCGCAAAGAAAUCCGCAGAUGUCGCACCAUGACCUCGAAGCCGUUCGGCGUGAACCUGACCCUCCUCCCCGCCAUGGUUCCCCCCGACUACGGCGCCUACGCCCAAGUCAUCAUCGACGAGGGCAUCAAGAUCGUCGAGACCGCCGGUAACAACCCCGGACCCGUGAUCAAGCAGCUGAAGUCAGCCGGCAUCAUCAUCCUGCACAAGUGCACGACGAUCCGCCACGCCAAGUCCGCCGUCAAGCUCGGCGUCGACUUCCUCUCCAUUGACGGCUUCGAGUGUGCCGGUCACGUCGGCGAGCACGACAUCACCAACUUCAUCCUGCUGAGCCGUGCGCGCCAGGAACUCAACAUCCCCUUCAUUGCUUCCGGUGGAUUCGCUGAUGGUCAGGGUCUCGCUGCGGCGCUGGCGCUUGGCGCCGAGGGUAUCAAUAUGGGUACCCGGUUUAUGAGCACCGUUGAGGCUCCUAUUCACCAGAAGGUUAAGGAGGCUAUUGUCAAUGCUCAGGAGACUGAUACCGCGCUUGUGCUGCGUCGCUGGAAGAAUACUUCCCGUUUGUUCUCGAAUAAGGUUGCUCAGGAUGCCUUGAAGAUUGAGCGCGAGAGCACGACUGGCGAGUUUGCUGAAGUCGGUCCUUAUGUUAGCGGCAAGCGGGGUCGUCAGGUCUUUAUCAACGGUGACGUUGACUAUGGCGUGUGGACUGCCGGUCAGGUUAUCGGUCUGAUCCAAGACAUUCCUACUUGUGAGGUUCUGCUUAACCGGAUCGAGAAGGAGGCCGUGGAGGCUAUGGACCGGACUCGAUCUCUGUUUAGCGAUGCUCCUUCCAGCAAGCUUUAG
This is a messenger RNA of Penicillium bovifimosum, 999 nucleotides long. Its product is annotated as NAD(P)H-dependent flavin oxidoreductase. The record is from RefSeq and is a predicted model, not a curated record. The transcript has 4 exons. Gene Ontology annotation, molecular function: nitronate monooxygenase activity. Lineage: Eukaryota; Fungi; Ascomycota; Eurotiomycetes; Eurotiales; Aspergillaceae. Bases 1 to 999 code for a protein of 332 amino acids.